Gongylonema pulchrum is the source of this 660-nucleotide messenger RNA. The record is from the annotation of a GenBank genome assembly. Lineage: Eukaryota; Metazoa; Nematoda; Chromadorea; Rhabditida; Gongylonematidae.
AUGGCGAAACGGGUGCUGUCGUUUGGCGAUAGUCUAAUCACGGAAGAGGAUCUCCAGUCACUGGAAAUGGGGUUGUGGCUCGGUGACAGUGUUAUUUCAUUCGCGUUCGAAUAUUUCCAAAAGAUUUUUGAGGAGGAUGUCAAGAAAAAGAAGGUAUGUUUCGUGGGUGCAGCAAUGUCUCAGCUGAUUAAAAUGGGAGAUGAAACGGACGUGCCGCUUUUCUUAGAUGAACUUUCUCUUGGUGAAAAAAACCAUGCAAUAUUCGUUAUCAAUGAUCACUCGGACCCGAACACCGCCGGUGGCAGUCAUUGGUCACUGCUAAUAUUCCGUCGUAAGAACAAACCCCAUUUCCUGGCCAUUGAUAGUCUUUCAGGCAGAAACGAUGCUCCUACUAAGAAGCUUGCAAGAAUUUUGGCAGCUUAUUUGUCGGUGCCGGUGAAUAUGCGCUUUGAAGAAGCGACAAAACAAACUAACAGCAAUGAUUGUGGAAUAUUCGUUAUAGAAUAUACCCGACUUUACAUGGAGAACCUGCAACAAGGCGGUAAAAAAGAGACCGAUUUUACGAGUUUGCGAGCCGACGAGAUGGAACGUGUACGACAAGUUUGGGCAACACGUAUUCGCACAUUAGCCACUGAUAAUGAAGAGGAAGAAUCUUCUUAA